AUGGAUGAGCCAAAUGCAGCCGUGACAGCGGAAAGGGCAGCCGGCGAGCCCCCAACCGCCCUCGUGUGCGACAUGGCUGCCGAUGCCGCGCGACAUGCGCAUUCCACACACGACGCCGCCGCUGCGCGAGAAGCAGAAGACGGCGAGGCCACGCCGAGUCAGAGCCAUGGAGCGCUGCCCUACGACGAGAACGACAGCACGCCGCGCUCAGAGGUGCCCUCCCUGCCCGAUGCCGUGACGGCGAGCUUGCUCUCGCAGAUGCACCCGCUGGCACCAGAGUCCAACUACUUCUCUCCACAGCCCCGCCGAUUCUACAGCGCACACCUCCCCCGCUCCACCGCUGCGUCGACCGAGCCCUCGCCCACCUCGAGCACCAACGCAUCCGCCACUUCUAUCAGCAUCCCCGACCCCUCAAGCCACGGCAGCGCCACCGUGCGUGCACAUACCCUCGACGCAAUUCACACACUUCACACAUACGCCGCGUCUCCACAGCAGCUGCGGGAUGGGCCCGUCUAUCCCAACCAGUCCUAUGCCGCCCUCCAUCUCCAGCAGCACCCCAUACCACAUGCUCCCCCGAUUGUCCGCUCGCGCAGCUCGCACCCUGCUCAUUCUGCGGCCAACUCUCUCUCCAGCCUCUCGGGAUUUGGCCUCCCCCACGACCACUACCGCGACGUCAUGGAGUCUGCACCCAGGACUGUCGGCAAUUCCCCAGUCAGCAGUCCCGGUCUCUUCGACCCGAACAACCGCCAUUACAAGCCCAUCGAGCAACCCAAUGACGGUCUCUACUCGAGCCCCUGGCUGCACUUCACCCACAGGCAGGCGCCCAAGGAAACCCACAUUGCCGAUGUCCAGGCCGACCCAGUAUCAGGACGCAAGAUCGUCAACCAGUACGAGAUCAUCGACGAGCUUGGCCGCGGUAUGCAUGGCAAGGUGAAGCUCGGGAAAGAACUCAACAAAGGCCACUAUGUCGCCAUCAAGAUCGUCGACCGCUUUUCCAAACGCAGAAGACUGGGCAAGAGUAGCAGUCACGAGGACAAGAUCAAGCGUGAGAUUGCCAUCCUCAAGAAAGCCCGCCAUCCCAACAUCGUGAGCUUGCUUGAAGUCAUAGACGACCCGGCUAAGAGAAAGGUCUACAUCGUACUGGAGCACGUCGAGUUGGGCGAGGUCCGAUGGAGGAUCGAGGGCGCUAAAGAGAUCUGUCAGGUUGAAUGGCGUCGCUUCAAGCGCGAAUCCAAAGGCAUUUUCGACAACGAGAGUGCACUCUUGGAGGAUGAACGCAUUAUCCGAGUAGCGCACCAAAAGCUUGCUCGUGAGCAGCGACGCCGAAACCAAGAAGCACAUGCACGUCGUCACGAUCCUAGCAGCAAUGAGCCAUGGAGCUUCGAAUUCGGUGGCGAGUCCGACGACGAGUACUCCGAAGCAGGUCGCAGCUCUCGCACCUCAGGUCGGGACGAUGAGCGCUCAAUACAUCGUGCUCGCAUCCAUGAACGCCAAGAGGCCUCCGGCAGCCACGAAGCCAACAUGGAGACUGCUUUUCGUUCUCCGACACCUGCUACCGAUUCCAAUCUUGUGACGGGUCUGGAAGGUACCAUGUACGGUCCCUACGAUACUGAAUUCAUUCGCGAGCGGACGCCAAGCGUUGCAGGUAGCAGUUUGUCGCACCUUAGUGACUGCGAGGAGGAUAUACCCGAGCACUUUCGCUAUGUCCCCUUGAUGACCACUCAGUCUGCUUGGGAAGCGUUCAAAGACACCGUGUUGGGCCUUGAGUAUCUACACUACCAGAACGUCUACCACCGUGACAUCAAGCCUGCAAACCUGUUGGUCACAAGAGAGCAUCGCAUCAAGAUCUCUGACUUUGGUGUUUCUUACCUAGGCCGUUCGAAGACCGAGGAAAGUAAUGGAGACCAGUCAGAGUCCGAACAUCAAGAGGAAGACGAAGCUGUCGAACUAGCCAAGACAGUCGGCACACCAGCAUUUUAUGCACCUGAGCUAUGUCGCACAGAUCCAGAUGCCGACACGCCAAAGAUCGAUGGUGGCAUCGACGUAUGGGCACUUGGUGUCACUCUCUACUGUUUGAUCUAUGGUCGUGUACCUUUCCACGACCAGAAUCCUUUCACGCUCAUGAAGGUCAUUAGUGAGGAAGAGCCUUACAUUCCAAGGUAUCGCCUGAAGCCUGUCGUAGAACACCCUACAUCAAGGCCGAGUUCACACGGUCGCAACGGCCAGCCAAUGGUCAGCAGCAAGCGAGCCCCUCACGAUCUUGAGUACGAAGAGGUCGAUGAACGCUUGCGUGACCUUUUGCAGCUUCUGCUGGUCAAGGACUCCCGUCACCGCAUUACUAUACCAGAGAUCAAGCGUCACCCCUGGGUGCUUUCUGGUAUUUCAAACUCCAACUCAUGGGUUGAGGAGACCGACCCCGGCAGAUCCGCCCAAGGCAAAAAGAUUGAGAUUUCAAACGAAGAUCUAGACAAAGCUGUGGUUCCUAUUGGCUGGGUAGAUCGAGUUCGCUCAACAGUCAAGAAGGGAGCGGAUUUCGUUACCAAGAGCUUCUCCCGCAGUGCGGGCUCGAGACGUCGGGCCCAAAGCUCUGUCCACAACCAGGAUGCGCCCCCUAACAUCAGCGCGAACUCGUCCAGCAUUGGAGGCGAUGACGAUGCACACGGCGUACCAAGUCUCGCUGUCAGCACUUCCAUGGCAUCUGGUCAUGUUGACCAGCCAGACGCACUGAAGGACCUGUCGCCUGUUGCCCGUACCGCUUCUCCUGCCAUCUCGGAACCCCGGUCUAUUAAUCGGUCAGAUUCCGCAUCCGCAUCACGACAGUCCUCUUUGUCUUCAUUGUCCUCGCGACUUCACCGCAACUGGGCGCAUGCGAACGAGCUUGAGGUUGGCCCGACGCUGGAUUUUCCAUCGUCAUUCAAAUCAGACCACUAUAUCCCACUUACGGCUCCCAUACACCCUGGCCAUACUCAGCCAACCCCGUCUGCCUCGCCAUUCGCUCGCGAAACAUCAGACAUGAGGUUCAACAAAGCGAAAGAGGAGUUGAUUCGACGAAAAGUUCACGAAGCGAACAUCAGCCGUGAACGAUCGAAUUCGGCGGCAAAGAGUCGUCCUUCUUCAGCCAUCGGCCACAUUGCAUGUCCUCCUAGCCCCGACGAUGAAACCUUCUUUCAACGGCAGAAGGUUGAAGAUUACCUGAGCCGCCACGACCCGUCCUCCGAGAAUAGUCCUGUUGGUGGUCAAGAGCGAGGCCUGGCUUUCUGUUCAUCAGAAGAACAAUUCACCCCAAUGUCACAGUCUACAUCCAACCCAUCCAUCCCGUCUGUUGCUUCGGCUGGCUCGUCAGCGCCAGAUGAAUGCUCAGCACAUGAUAACUAUCAAGGCAUGAUCGCUACAGCGUCAGCUGACUCAAUCCACCACAAUCAGUUCGAAGCCCCGCUUGAUGACCCUGCUGGCUACGACGGAGAUCAUGCAAUCGACAGCGACGAUAGCGACAGCGAGGAAGAGGCACUCUUUUUUGGCAAGCCAAAAUCCACGAAGCCGCACCGCAGCGAAUCCAUUACAGUCGCCGAGGUCGCUCGCUCCAGCAUCCACAAGGACAUCGGACACAAUCGCCGUCGGUCAGCGCGCAGUGGUAGCAACGGCACCGUGAAGAAGAUACCACCUCCAGGCGAAACUGUGAGCGACACCGCAGCCGAAGCAAACUGACAUCUCUAUUGUCACCACUGCACACAUUGAAUAUUGAAUUAUACGUUGCUGAAUGUACAACUAUGCAUGCAUUGGAUUUGCUGCUUCUCAUGUACAACUACAACUACACAACCAAAACAUCUCGAUUUGAAGGGCAGGCGCUGGGCGUUUCUUCCCUUGGAUCCUGGUCAUGCAUGCAUCGUCAACGGUGUUAGCAUUAAGAAAACGGGCGGGCGUUUAUCAACUUUGACAUUAUGUGUCUUAUCCACUUUCUGUAGUUAUCCUUCUCUACUUCUACACACUUAUACUUUUGGGACGAGGCAUGAUUGGGCAAGGCGGCGGAAGAAACAUGUUGCAAAUGAAGGACGACGUGACGAUUAUACCUUGUUUCCUAUAUAUCCCACAGGGAUGCAGAGUUGAUGGAGUGUAUGCGUUUUCUUACUUCACUGUAACGCAUAGAGACAGGAAGCAUCUCGUAUUCGCAUGAUAGACGGUGUCUUUGGGUGGCGCAAGCAAGUCAGUGUAGUAUACCGAAUCUCAAACUCAAGUCACGCAAUUGCGUGAGUAAUCGC
Messenger RNA from Parastagonospora nodorum SN15, 4256 nucleotides. RefSeq lists its product as hypothetical. Gene Ontology annotation, molecular function: protein kinase activity; ATP binding. Lineage: Eukaryota; Fungi; Ascomycota; Dothideomycetes; Pleosporales; Phaeosphaeriaceae. Gene Ontology annotation, biological process: protein phosphorylation. The transcript is spliced from 3 exons. Bases 1 to 3705 code for a protein of 1234 amino acids. The record is from RefSeq and is a predicted model, not a curated record.